Messenger RNA from Porites evermanni, 327 nucleotides. Lineage: Eukaryota; Metazoa; Cnidaria; Anthozoa; Scleractinia; Poritidae. The record is from the annotation of a GenBank genome assembly.
AUGGCGGCUUCCAAGGUGAAGACUCGUUCCAGCAAUUUGGCGGAAGAUUUAGCCCUCUCUUUUACUAAACAAAUGGAGGAUUACAUUAAAAAUUCUGCAGUGUUAAAAGAAGCCAUUCUGAAAGCAUUUAGUGCUGCAGUUGAAGAAAUAAUUAAGCCUCUCAACGAGGAGAUUGCGUCACUACAAUGCGAAGUAAACUAAAAGAUGUUGAAGUCUAAACUCACGGAAGAUGGUGCUAAAGCCGAUGACAAAGAACAGUAUUCCAGAAGAAACAAUAUUCGUAUCUUGGGCUUGCUAAAACCGAAGGAGAGGAUUGUUACGAUGUAG